UGAGAGGUGCUGAAGACCCAGAGAGCCAGGAGAGGGACUAGGAACAGGGUCAGGGACAGGAGUGAAAUCACUCAAAGAACUGCUCAAAAUCUUUGAGAGGAGUCCAGAAAACAUGAACAUGGGGUUUGUCACUGGAGCUGUCCUGAAUAUGCUACUUCUGCUGUCUACUCAAAAUUGGAAUAUGGUCAUAGCUGGCAAUUCUUAUGAUUGUGAUGAACCUUUGGUGUCUGCCUUGUCUCAGGAGUCAUUCAGCAGUUCAUCUGAGCUCUCCAGCAGCCAUGGUCCUGGAUUUGCAAGACUAAAUCGAAGAGAUGGAGCUGGUGGCUGGUCUCCUUUUGUGUCAAACAAAUACCAGUGGCUGCAGAUUGACCUUGGAGAGAGAAUGGAGGUCACUGCCAUGGCCACUCAAGGAGGAUAUGGGAGCUCCAACUGGGUGACCAGCUACCUCCUGAUGUUCAGUGAUAGUGGCAGGAACUGGAAACAGUAUCGACAAGAGGACAGCAUCUGGGGAUUUUCAGGAAAUGUAAAUGCAGACAGUGUUGUGUACUAUAGACUCCAGCCUUCUAUCAAAGCCAGAUUUCUGCGCUUCAUCCCUUUAGAGUGGAACCCUAAGGGCAGAAUUGGAAUGCGGAUCGAGGUGUUUGGAUGUGCAUAUAGAUCAGAGGUGGUUGAUCUUGAUGGAAAAAGUUCCCUUCUCUACAGAUUUGAUCAAAAAUCCCCACGCCCAGUAAAGGACAUAAUUUCCUUGAAAUUUAAAACCAUGCAGAGUGAUGGCAUCCUUCUUCACCAGGAAGGGAGAAAUGGAGAUCACAUCACAUUGGAAUUAAGAAGAGGAAAACUUUUUUUACUCAUUAAUUCAGGUGAAACUGAAAUACCUUUCAUGCACAACCUGAUCAAUCUUACCCUGGGCAGUCUGCUGGAUGACCAGCAUUGGCAUUCUGUGCUUAUCCAGCUCUUGGGUAAACAAGUCAACUUCACAGUGGAUGAGCACAGGCACUAUUUCCAUGCCCAGGGAGAAUUCAGUUACCUGGAUCUGGAUUAUGAGAUCAGCUUUGGAGGGAUUCCAGCACCUGGAAAAUCAGUGUUAUUUCCCCAUAAAAAUUUUUAUGGAUGUUUAGAAAAUCUCUACUAUAAUGGGGUAGAUAUCAUUGAUCUGGCCAAGCGGCAAAAGCCACAGAUCAUCAGAAUGGGGAAUGUGUCAUUUUCUUGUUCACAACCACAAUCUGUGCCUGUGACUUUUCUCAGCACCAGCAGUUACUUAGCACUACCAGGCUCUCCUGUGGAAGAUGAGGUUUCCACCAGUUUUCAAUUCCGAACAUGGAAUAAAGCAGGACUUCUGCUAUUCACUGAACUUCCACUGGUUUCAGGGAGUCUCCUCCUCUUUCUUAAUGAUGGAAAAAUCAAGCUGACUCUCUUCCAGCCAGGAAAAUUACCCAGUAACUUCACAGCAGGUGUUGGAUUAAAUGAUGGACAGUGGCAUUCUAUCUCCUUAGCUGCCAGAAAGAAUCACUUGAGUUUGGUAGUAGAUGGUCAAGUGGCUUCUACUGCUUAUUCCCUGGGACCUGAGCAGGUUUAUUUGGGUGACAUGUACUACUUUGGAGGUUGUCCUGACAACAGCUUUGAAAUGAAAUGUAAAAAUCCACUUGGUGGGUUUCAGGGAUGUAUGAGACUCAUUUCCAUUGGUGACAACAUGGUAGAUCUGAUUUCAGUUCAGCGUGGCUCCCUUGGAAACUUCAGUGACCUUCAAAUAGACUCCUGUGGAAUCACAGACAGGUGUUUACCCAACUAUUGUGAACAUGGAGGUGAAUGUUCCCAAUCCUGGAACACUUUUCACUGCAACUGUACAAAUACUGGUUAUAGGGGAGCAACUUGCCACAAUUCUAUUUAUGAGCAGUCAUGUGAAGCAUAUAAACAUAGAGGAAAUACUUCAGGAUUUUACUAUAUAGAUUCAGAUGGAAGUGGCCCCCUAGAACCAUUUCUUCUGUACUGCAAUAUGACUGAAACUGCCUGGACCAUCCUACAGCACAAUGGAUCUGACUUAACAAGAGUCAGAAAUGCGCAUCCAGAGAACCCCUAUGCUGGAGUUUUUGAGUAUGUUGCCAGCAUGGAGCAACUCCAGGCCACAAUUAACCAUGCAGAGCACUGUGAACAGGAGCUUACCUACUACUGUAAAAAGUCACGGCUUAUGAAUAUGCAAGAUGGAACUCCUCUGAGCUGGUGGGUUGGAAGAACUAAUGAAACACAAACAUAUUGGGGAGGUUCUUUGCCUGACCCUCAAAAAUGUACUUGUGGAAUAGAGGGGAACUGCAUUGAUUCUCAAUAUUACUGCAACUGUGAUGCUGACCGAAAUGAAUGGAUCAAUGACACUGGAUUUCUUUCAUAUAAAGAACAUCUGCCAGUAAGGAAGAUAGUGAUUACAGAUACAGACCGACCACAUUCAGAAGCAGCUUAUAAAUUGGGACCUCUACUUUGCCAGGGAGACAGGUCAUUUUGGAAUUCAGCUUCCUUCAAUACUGAAGCUUCAUACCUUCAUUUUCCUACAUUCCACGGAGAGCUUAGUGCUGAUGUGUCUUUCUUUUUUAAGACAACAGCUUCAUCUGGGGUAUUUUUAGAGAACCUGGGAAUUACCGACUUUAUACGGAUAGAGUUGUGCUCUCCAGCAGUAGUGGCUUUUUCAUUUGAUGUGGGAAAUGGGCCUUUGGAGAUCUCCGUGCAGUCACCUACACACUUUAAUGACAACCAGUGGCAUCAUGUUAAGGUUGAAAGGAACAUGAAAGAAGCAUCCAUUCAGGUGGACCACCUCCCAUCAAAGACCCAACCAGCUCCAGCGGAUGGGCAUGUCCUCUUACAGCUCAACAGUCAACUCUUUGUGGGUGGAACGGCCACCAGACAAAAAGGCUUUCUGGGAUGUAUUCGGUCUCUGCAGUUGAAUGGGCUGGCCCUGGACCUGGAAGAAAGAGCCAGGGUUACUCCUGGAGUGGAGCCAGGUUGUCGAGGACACUGCAGCAGCUAUGGAAAGUUGUGUCUCAAUGGAGGGAAAUGCAGGGAAAAAGCCAGUGGAUUCUCUUGUGACUGCACCUUCUCUGCAUUCACAGGGCCAUUCUGCUCCAAAGAAAUUUCUGCACAUUUUGGAUCAGGUUCAUCUGUGAUUUACAAUUUUCAAGAAAAUUAUUCCUUAAGUAAAAAUUCCAGCUCCCAUGCUGCUUCUUUUCAUGGUGAUAUGAAAAUGAGCAGAGAAGUGAUCAAAUUUAGUUUCCGAACUACACGAGCACCAAGCUUGCUUCUUUAUAUGAGCUCCUUUUAUAAAGAAUAUCUUUCAGUUAUCAUCGCCAAAAAUGGAAGUUUGCAGAUAAGGUACAAGCUAAAUAGAUACCAAGAACCUGAUGUCAUUUAUUUUGAUUUUAAAAACAUGGCUGAUGGACAACUUCACCAUGUAAAGAUGAACAGAGAAGAAAGAGUGGUUUUUGUAGAGAUUGAUGAAAAUGCCAGGAGACAAGUCCACCUGAAGUCAGGUACAGAGUUCAGUGCUGUCAAAUCGCUUGUCCUAGGAAGGAUUUUAGAAUACAGCGAUGUAGACCCAGAGACAGCGCUGGCCGGUGCACAGGGCUUCCUGGGCUGCCUCUCUGCUGUACAGUUCAGCCACCUGGUUCCUUUGAAGGCUGCUCUGCACCCUAGCCACCCAGCUCCCAUCACUGUCUCAGGACACGUGACAGAGUCCAGCUGUCUGGCCCAGACCGGAAACGAUGCUACCUCCAGAGAGAGGACACAUUCAUUUGCAGAUCAUUCUGGAACAAGAGAUGACAGAGAACCUCUAGCUAAUGCAAUCAAAAGUGACUCUGCAAUAAUUGGAGGUUUGAUAGCCGUUGCAAUCUUUAUCUUGCUCUGCAUCACUGCCAUAGCUGUUCGCAUUUAUCAACAGAAAAGGUUAUACAAAAGAAAUGAGACAAAAAGGUCAGAGAAUGUAGAUAGUGCUGAGGCUGUUUUGAAAAGCGAGCUUAAUAUUCAAACUACAGUCAGUGAAAACCAGAAAGAAUACUUCUUCUGAGCAGCAGCUAUGAUUCUACUUCUAAUCACAACUGUCUGCUUUAAUAGCCAGGGUCUCUCAAUGGACAAAAAAAAAAAAAAAAAAAGUACUGAUCUUACACUGAAUGUACAGGCAAUGGAUUUGCAGCACUGCCCUCUUGCCAUGUCCACACUCGAGAUGGCUCUGGAAGGCCUCAUCCGCUGACAUAUUUCCCAUAGUCGUCAUUCUAUGGAAUGAGUGAUUAGCUAUUGCUCUUAAUUUCUAACCAUUAGGAUAUGAUCUUAAAAAGCAUAAGUUUCACUUGCUUGAUGACUACAGUUCGACUUUUCAAUGUGAAAAUUAUAACCAUGGUGUCUCUACCAUAUGACACAUAAGUUUUGUUAGAGUUAAAAAUCAAAAUUGGACCAUGAUGACCUGCUUUAUUUAAAAACAUGCUGUGUUUGCAUUAGUGUUCCUACAGUGUAAUUCAUAGACCUGGAAAUGCUUCUGAGAUUGUUUGGCUGGUGUUUGCAUUUUCAGUGGCCAAAAGUAUAUAAAUCCCUUUGCCUUCCUCUGUAUUACAUUCAAUACACUUAUUGGUUGUCUCAAAAAAUGUUCUGUUAUUGAUUUGUUUGUAUUGUUAAUAUUUUUCUUUUUGGCUCUUCUUAAGGAUUUUGAACACUUUAGACUGAAUGUCACAUGUGAGCUCUAAACAUAAAAUGCACAUACAUGUAACAAGAUUCAAAGUUCACUGAUUAUCAUAUGUGGUAUCUUGCCCUUUACAUUUUUUCUUUUUAAAUUUACUAGCAUUGUUUAGCAGUGGCAGUAGCUCAGACCCCAGGUAAUGCCAAUUUCCCAAAGAAUGUGAACUGUUUGCAACUGAAUUUAUUGGUAGAAAAACACAGUUCUUUACACUACAAAAAAAAAAAGUUAGUGUUAUUUAUGACUGUAGUAUCAUGACUGAAAUACAUAUGUGGGCUUCUUUUCCCCAAGUCUUUUGUCAGUUCUCUUUAUAGAUUUAUAUUCCUGUUUUUCUAAAGUUUAUUACCAACUUUACUUUGAUCCCCCUCCCACUAUAAUUUGUGGAGCAUGUUUUUAGUUCUUAGAAAAAUAGAGACAACUUGAAGUAUAAAGCUCCAUUCUUUAUUCUAAAAUAGAUAUGCUUGCAGGCAUACAUCUAACUGUGUUCCAACCUCCAAGAUAUUCUUUCUAAAAUAUAUUACAACUGUGCCCCCUUCUACAAAACUGAUAGAGUGAAUAAGGGAUGCUCACUCUAAAGAGUACUAUAUGAGCUAUACUGAGUCUGUCAUUCUAGUCUCUUCCCAUUUAUUAGUCUAAUGGGAUAAGUUUCUAAAAAAAAAAAAUCCCAGAAACCAAUAUGACCUAUUCACUAAUACAUACUAGUUAUGUACUAGAUAUACUAGACUAUAUAUUCAUACCAGAAGAUCAAGGAAUUUUCAUUAAACAUAUGAAAGUGUUGCAAUAAUUAAUUUUGAGGCCAUGUAAACAAGAUGCUUGCAUGCUAUCUCUUUGAAUUUUAUCAGCCAAUUAUAUAUAUGU
Erinaceus europaeus (western European hedgehog) is the source of this 5563-nucleotide messenger RNA. It is a transcript of the gene CNTNAP4, whose product is annotated as contactin associated protein family member 4. The record is from RefSeq and is a predicted model, not a curated record. The coding region runs from base 113 to 4045 and encodes 1310 amino acids. The transcript is spliced from 24 exons. NCBI's taxonomy places the organism in Eukaryota, Metazoa, Chordata, Mammalia, Eulipotyphla, Erinaceidae.